This is a messenger RNA of Galleria mellonella (greater wax moth), 5750 nucleotides long. RefSeq names its product ichor (gene ich). The transcript has 3 exons. Lineage: Eukaryota; Metazoa; Arthropoda; Insecta; Lepidoptera; Pyralidae. Gene Ontology annotation, molecular function: DNA-binding transcription factor activity, RNA polymerase II-specific; RNA polymerase II transcription regulatory region sequence-specific DNA binding. The record is from RefSeq and is a predicted model, not a curated record. Gene Ontology annotation, cellular component: nucleus. Bases 798 to 2195 code for a protein of 465 amino acids. Gene Ontology annotation, biological process: embryonic pattern specification; embryo development; embryonic hindgut morphogenesis.
ACGUGUGCUGAAUCGUUGCUUCUUUGAUAGUUCAUUUUUGAACUUGUGGUAUCAACUUUUUUAUUUUACAUAACUGCCUACCUAUAAUGUUUGUAUUACAAUAACGUUGUUACUCCAAGUUUAAUUUAGUUGAUUGUAAGUAUUAGCGAUGUCAUGUACAUAAGUUAAAUCUUGUUUUUAUACAUGUCUUUACUGUUAUUUAUUAUUAUUAUUAUGGAAUAGUCUAGCUGUUGGUUUUUAUAUAAUAAAAAAUAAAUAAAAAUAAAACGUAUUGUCUGAUAUGAAUAUAUUAUUGUAAAUAAGGGAAACAACCAUAUAGAACUAUGAGAAUUAACAGCUACGGUACACUUGUCGGCGCUGUAGCGGGCCGCGCUACGGCCGCCCUGGCCGCGGCGCGUGGUGGUAGAAAAUUUUUGGUGGGAAGUAAGUGGGGUGCGCCCGCGCAACAGUCAGUCGUUGGUACGCGCGGCCCGCGCCCGCAUCGGACGCAGUGAGUGCAGUGUAGUGUGCGAACCCUGAAACAUACUCUACCCCGCAUAAACGAGAUCAGUGACGCUGAAACUAAAUAACAGUUCUACCCCCAAACUAUCGCCUCAACCAUUGAAUCCCAGAUUGCUCCUCCGUGCCGGUAAAGGAUAGUGACCUCCAGUGACAAUAACUAUAAUGUUGUUUCGGAUUUGAUAAUACACAGCUGCAUUCGGUUUUGCUACGAUAUCAUUAGAUAGCGCGGCAGGGUGGCGACCUCCAAGUAUGGCGGUGGCGGGUUGGUCGGCUCUGGGCUCACGGUGAGACGCGGCAUGAAGUGCGCGGGCAUUGCCGGGGGCGGCGGCGGCGACGAGAUCCUACUCGGCGCUUGCUGGCUUGACCCUAAGCAGGAUGCUUCCUCCCCGCCGUCUACCUGUCACGAGCUCCUCGACUCGCUUCUAGCCCCGACGCCGCUCGCGGAACUCAAGCCUCUCCCUCCCUUCACUGGCUACACCGGCCACCUAUCUAUCAACGGCAUCUCGGGCCAUCAUUAUCACGCGAUCGCCCAACGUCUUCCAGAAGAGAACAACAAUUACCCCACCCAGAGCGGUUACGGUGCGGACCACGACGUUGUGUCUUCAUCAACGUGCGCCGCAGAUAACGAACCGCCCGACCUUGAGGAUGUGAAACCAUUCCUAGAAUCACCAGACACUAAACCGUUUGCUGAAACGACUGGGUCUGGGGCGGCGGACUCUUGCGCUGCAUCUUGUUCGCCCCCGGCGAAGUUAUUCGAGGACGGUCACAAACAAGACAAUAUGUAUGAUAUAAGUUCAAUAGAAGAUAUAGCAGCUAUCAUUGGCUCGGCUAUAGCAGAUACUACGGUUCCAUCACAACCCGAAGACCCGGAGCGUAAUGACUCUAGAGACAGUUGGAUGGAUAUUGAUGCUUGGAUAGCGGGUGCUUGCAGUCAACAUGGAGACAAAAUAGUACCCCAAGACCUUGAGUUUGGUCUUCCGAGUCCUCCUCAUCAACAGCAUACAAGUCAUCACUCAAGUUUAGAUUUCCCUUGCAAACCUGGUCAGGAAUUUUCUAAAAGCCAAGAAUUUCUCCAAAAGAAUCUAGGUCAAGCUGGUUCUACACUGCAGUCAUUACUAACACACGGCUAUAUGCCGUUACUCCAAAAUCGGCUACAAAAUGGCCCACCGGUAAAACAGGAAGCGCCUAGCUCGACCAGUUACGGUAUGGAUAUAAUAUCAACAUCAUCACCUCCAGGAAAUGUAGUUUCUACGACAGAUGGCGUCAGCGGUAUAUUAAAUGGCCGGUAUACGUCCCACUACGCACUCGGUCUGAAGUCAGAUGGCCUAUGCAGUCCAGAGAGACUGUUGGGCUACCCUCACGCUCACACGACCACAGUCACACCGGUGAAUAAAAGCAAACGGAGUAGAGCGAAAGCCAAACAAGCAAACAAUGGUGCUAGUCUCCAUAGUAAUUCACUGGCGUUUCCAUCUGCGACAGCGGCUGAGUUAAGUGGUCUCCUUGGUAAAGAGAAGCCGGUGCAUCGCUGUACAAUAUGCAAUAGAGGAUUUUUGAACAAAUCAAAUAUAAAGGUGCACCUCCGUACGCAUACCGGGGAGAAGCCUUUUAGGUGUGAUGUAUGCGCGAAGGCGUUCCGUCAAAAAGCGCACCUCAUUAAACACCAACAGAUCCACAAGAGGAUCGGUAGGGACUAGGAACUUGGAUCUUCAACGCAAGCUCAAAAAGCAUUUCGUAGAUUAGUAGUGUGUUUGUGAUGUGUGCUCGAACGUGUCAGUGUGUGCGGCGGUAUCCUGCGCAGAAUCUCAAUCUAGGUUACUUGUAAAUGAUUUCUCUUCGUACACAUAUUACUGUAACCUUUUAGUAUAACAUUUCUCCUAAGGAAAAGUGCAAUGUUAACUAGUUCUAAGUCUUCAGAUUUAUUUUGUAGAUAAUUGUGUAUACGUUGUUGUGUAAUGGUUGUAAGGUUGUUCAUUCCACUUGGUAGCGAUUAUCAUAAUAUUAAUCCAACUUAUUAGGAGUAGUUUCGGUUGAUUAUUUCGCUUAUGUCUUGAGCACUGACAUGGCAUGCCGCUGUUGUUCGCACGUUAAAACACAGUGCGCGUUUCAAUGUCCAAUAUGCACAAAACAUGGACGAAAUAUUAGUUCUUCGCUAUUUAUUAAUAAAUUACUCCGAUUACCUAUUUAUAGUCAAAUUAUUGUAGAUCAUAAAUAUGUAAAUUUUAGGUACUUACUUAAAUACUUUUAAGAUACAAAGAUGACAAAGCAGAAGAGGCUAACACAAAACUCUGUAUAGGUUAUUUAUUAAAUUGACUAGGUUAAUAUUUUAUGUAUUACACUACCCCACAUCUGAUAUUCUUUUCUUUUUUUAAUAAUUUCUUACGAUUCUCCAAACAGUUCAAUACAGUGAUGUUACACCGAAAACAAAAAAAGAAAUGGUCACAAAAUUUUACUCUCUAGUAUAAUGAACAUAUCUCAGUUGGAAUCCAUUUUAGUGAGAAAUUCCUUUAUUUCUCUCAUUUUUGUUUAUUUUUAUAAUGAAAAAGAAAUCUCAUAGAAUGAACUCAGAUUUAUCUGUUCGAAUAGAAAUCAGUUUUAAUUUUUUUUUUUUUAUUAAUUGUGUAAUUUUAACAUUAAAAUUAAUGACAUCAGUAUCAAUAUACAUAUAUAUUACAUUGUGCACAUUCUACACAAAUCCUGUUUCCGAGAUUACUAGUUAUAAUUAAGAAAACUGUUAUUAAAUGAGAGAACAUAAUCUACAAAACAUCACAAUUAAAAAAAAAAAUGUUUAAUGACCGCACCUUAUUUGUUGGUACGGAUAAUAGUAGGUGUGCGAUGCGCGGGCGCACGCGAGCCGGCGGAACUGGCCGCGUCCGGGAAGCGGACGGAAAAAAACGCAAAAAUCAUUGUUCUAAUAAUACCGAUCCGUUAUUACACAACUAGUGUCAGCCCAAUUAGAACACACCGCGAAAUAUUACCUGAAAUUACACGUAAAAUGGUGACCUUCGGGUCAUAUGAGACUUACUAUUCAGUAUCAUGUCAACGAUAUCUCGAUCAUUUCAUUUCAGCUAAACAAAUUAUUAGGAAAUUAAAAAAAAUAUUAAAAUUGUACAUUCUUUUGUAAUACAUUAAGACGUAUAAAUAAAAUUUGUAGUCAAAUGUAAAUAACGUAGAAUUACUAAUUACUAAAGCCUUCGCUAAAAUUUGUCAUUUUAUCAAAUCAAAAAUUUGAUAUUUGAUAAAAUUGUAUUGCAAUCAUUUAUAAACCAAGUUUAUAACGUAAAGGCUGAAAAUAAAUGUUUGGUGCUGAUGUAUGUCUAAUAAUCAUUGCAAUGAAUUUAUUAGAAUAAUGAUAUCCUAAAACAAGACAUUUAUGACGACUUUUUUGAAAUGAACAGUAAAAAUGUUACAUAUUUUCGUAACACUCUCGUGCGUCGCUUUAUUAAGUAAGCUGGAUAGAAAUUAAUUUAGCCUUAUAUACAUAUAUGAACAAAGAAACCGCAAUGUACCUAUUAAAAAUGUUUAACAUUAGUAAUAAUACCUUGCUACAAUCUACUAACACAAAAUCUAAUCCUACACAUUCCACGAAUCAUUCGCUUCCAUGUAUUUAAAAGAAAUGCUGCGUUCGAACGCUCGUCUGCUCGCCCGGGAGUGCGUCCCGUGGCGUACGCACGCGGUACGCACGGCUGAGACGCUGGAUUCGUAUCAGAUAUUUUUAAUGAACAGUUGUAAUUGAGCGGAUAUUAAAAACAAUUCAAUUAUUGUUGUGAAAGAAUAAAACUUAAUCGUAAUUAUUACUAAAUAAUGCCUACACAUGUGAAAUGAAAAAAUUAUGAUGAAUUUAAUUUAGUGAAAAUUCUAGAAUGAAUUUUGUUUAUUUUUUCUCAUAUCUCUUAAUCGUUAUAAGAAGACUCUUGAAGUACGUAUCGUGGUAUUUAUACUCUAGUUGAAGAUAAGGUGCAUUUAUUUUUUAAGGUCUUUUUUUGAACCGAUACGUUCAUAAAUCGAAUAUCGAUUAUUCGAUUACAUGCACUCCAAUUAUGUAUUAUACGGACAUAAGAUAUAUUUAUAAUUCCCCACAAAAAAAAAUAUACUGUCUUAUUACAUUGUAUCGGAUGCGCUAAUCGGAUAUUGUCUAUUGAAACCUAAUCGAUUAAUCGUUGCUGCUGCUUAAAAUCCAUAUUUUUUUUUUAGUUUAAUUGUUUUAUUUCUUAUUUUAUUUUAUAAACAUAUUUUGAUUAUCUUUUGACUAAAAUAUCCUAUAAUCUCUUGUACUAAUUUCAGCUGAUUGAAAUAAUUUUAAUUUUUACUAAUAUAUCAAGAUGCUAUGGGGCCGCCCUAGACGGACGUAUGUCGACCAAAUAGGCGACGUGCUGAAGAAGGGCCAAAUUAAAAGUACCCGUAACCGACGAGUGUGUAUGACAAGAUUAAUGAAUGUGGAAGAAGCGAAAAAGGGUUUGUUUGAAUCGAAGCAUUUGGCGUUCCAUUGUUUCUGCCUACCCUAAUGGGAGACAGGCGUGACAGAUAUGUAUGUAUGUAUGUAUCAAGAUGCUGUAUAAAAUAUUGUUAGUUCAUCUACUUUUUUGUAGAUAGAUAAAUAGAUAAUUUAUUUGCAUUACUUACUUACAACACACAAAUUACAACAUACAUAUACAAAAAAAGCGAGAUAACAUAAAUGAUAAAAAAAAAUACACAAAGCUAAAUACAAUUUUCGUUUGUGAGUGUGUUUUUAGUUGAUUUCAAUUAUAUUUUUUGUUAUUCCUGCCUAUGGUCGACGGGUAGAUAACGCCAUAUGGUGUGAAGUCACCUACUUAUACAGUUCAAACAUAUUGAUGUUUUAAUAAAUAAACAAUCAGUAAAUUUCGUUUUAUAAUUUAUAGACGAGCGUUUCGACCGCAGCGUUUCUCACGCCGUACGUAGUUAGGCCUCGAAAAGUACCUUUUGCUAGUUAUGGGAUAUUAGUUUGUAAGUAUUUAUUGAUAAAUGUAAUUUUGUAAUUCUGUUUUUUUUUUUUUUUGUAAAUUUCUCCGCGAUCUAUUACAGUGCGUACUUUUAAGUAAAAGUUAGUUAGCUAAGAAAAUGUUAUAUUUUCUAGAGGUUUUUUUUUCCAUUACGAAUAAAAUGUAAAUUAAUGUAAAAAUAAAUGGAAAUUUUUGUUAACGAUACUCUGUGUUUUGUUUAUUUAUUUUCCGUAUACUAAUAUUUUUUUUAUAAUAACUAAUUGUUUGGAAAUAUACAUCAACCGACUUCAA